AUGGCAUUCAGAUUCCUCGCCCUCGCCGCCUUCGUGGCUUGCGCUAACGCCGGUGCCAUCCACCAGUCGGUGGCUCAAGUCGCCGCGGCUCCAGUCCUCUACUCCGCCCCGGUUGCCAAGACCGUCGUCACCAAGACCGUCGACGCCGAGUACGACCCCCAUCCUCAGUACUCGUACUCCUACGAUGUCCAGGACCAGCUUACCGGUGACUCCAAGAGCCAAGAAGAGCAGCGCGACGGUGACUCCGUCCGUGGCAGCUACUCCCUCCUCGAGUCCGACGGCACCCGCCGCACGGUUCACUACACCGCCGACGACGUCAACGGAUUCAACGCCGUCGUCGAGAAGGAGCCCGCCACCGUUGCCGUCAAGACCGUUGCUGCUGCCCCAGUCGUCAAGACCGUCGCCGCCGCCCCCGUUGUCAAGACUGUUGCUGCCGCUCCCGUCGUCAAGACCGUGCACGCUGCCCCAGCUGUCCACACCACCUACACUGCUGCUGCCCCAGCCCUAACUUACUCUGCUGCCCCAGCUGUCCACACCACCUACGCCGCCGCUGCCCCAGCUCUGACCUACGCUGCUGCCGCCCCAGCUGUCCACACCACCUACGCUGCUGCCGCCCCAGUAGUCAAGACCUACGCUGCCGCUGCCCCAGCUGUCCACACCACCUACGCUGCUGCCGCCCCAGUAGUCAAGACCUACGCUGCUGCCCCAGCUUACACCGCCUACUCGGCCCCAGCCUACACCCAGACCUACGCCGCUCCCGCCGUGCACUCUUACGCCCAGACCUACGCUGCUCCGGCCGUCCACUCCUACGCCCAGACCUACUCCUCCCCGGUCGUCACUAAGUACGCAGCUGCCCCAGCCGUCCACGCCACCUACGCCGCUGCCCCAGCAGUCCACGCCACCUACGCCGCUGCCCCAGCCGUCCACGCCACCUACGCCGCUGCCCCAGCCGUCCACGCCACCUACGCUGCUGCCCCAGCCAUCACCCACACUGCCUACGCAGCCCCCGCUGCCCACUACACCAGCUCCUGGUAA
Molecule: messenger RNA, 1035 nt
Organism: Nasonia vitripennis (jewel wasp)
Lineage: Eukaryota; Metazoa; Arthropoda; Insecta; Hymenoptera; Pteromalidae
Product: cuticular protein RR-2 family member 12
Exons: 2
Coding region: 1-1035 (344 amino acids)
Cellular component (GO): extracellular matrix
Source: RefSeq, a predicted model, not a curated record